Molecule: messenger RNA, 5001 nt
Organism: Puntigrus tetrazona (Sumatra barb)
Lineage: Eukaryota; Metazoa; Chordata; Actinopteri; Cypriniformes; Cyprinidae
Gene: rargb
Product: retinoic acid receptor, gamma b
Exons: 9
Coding region: 426-1919 (497 amino acids)
Biological process (GO): regulation of transcription by RNA polymerase II; retinoic acid receptor signaling pathway; cellular response to corticotropin-releasing hormone stimulus
Cellular component (GO): nucleus; transcription regulator complex
Molecular function (GO): zinc ion binding; nuclear glucocorticoid receptor binding; nuclear receptor activity
Source: RefSeq, a predicted model, not a curated record
CGGCUGGAAAGAAGACAUGCAUGGCAGAGAAAGUUUGAUUGAAAGAGGGAGGGCAAGAAUGCCAGAGAGCGAAUGAGGAGGUAGAGUGAGAGGUGGUGGAGGGGGAGCGAAAGAGAAAAGGCGGAAUGCAACAGGCUUCUUUAUUCACACAGAGAGAGACACAUCUGACUCUCGCGCUCUCGUCCAGACCUUCAGGCGGCGUUUCAGGCAUCUGUUGGAUUAUUGUGCAUCACUGGAUCACUCGCUGAGAUCAUCUUCGAUUCAGAUCAGUGCUGCCCAAAUGUUUCUAAUGGAUUUACUGAUAUUGCACACAGCUUAGAAAGAGAGUUCCCUUUAGAAAAAGAGUGACGUGAAAAGAUAGAAGUGAUCUCAACGAAAGGACCGUAAGGACAGCGUUUGGACACUGGAGGACCGCCAUCAUCAAAAUGGCGACCAAUAGGGAGAGGCCUAUGAGUCAUAUGACAGGGUUCUACCCCUUUGCCUUCAGUUCAAUGCGAAACCACUCCCCCUUCGAUCUUCUGGCCAAUGGCAGCCUAUUUGGACGAUUUGGAGCAGACCUUCCCAAAGAGAUGGCAGCUCUGUCGGUGGAAACCCAGAGCACAAGCUCAGAGGAGAUGGUUCCCAGUUCUCCUUCUCCACCCCCUCCUCCUCGGGUCUAUAAACCCUGCUUUGUGUGCCAGGACAAAUCUUCUGGCUACCAUUAUGGAGUCAGCUCUUGUGAGGGCUGCAAGGGUUUUUUCCGUCGCAGUAUCCAGAAGAACAUGGUGUACACCUGCCACAGAGACAAAAACUGCCAGAUCAACAAGGUGACAAGGAACCGCUGUCAGUACUGCCGGCUGCAGAAGUGCUUUGAGGUCGGCAUGUCUAAGGAAGGUAAAAAUCAGAGCACGGUCCGGAAUGACAGGAAUAAGAAAAAGAAGGACAUAAAAGAGGAGGUGGUUCUUCCAGAAAGCUACGAGCUGAGUGGAGAACUGGAAGAACUGGUUAAUAAAGUCAGCAAAGCGCACAGGGAAACCUUCCCUUCUCUCUGUCAGCUCGGGAAAUACACGACUAAUUCCAGUGCGGAUCACAGGGUGCAGCUGGAUCUUGGACUGUGGGAUAAGUUCAGCGAGCUCUCCACAAAGUGCAUUAUAAAGAUUGUGGAGUUUGCCAAACGUCUGCCAGGCUUUACGUCACUCACCAUCGCAGACCAGAUCACCUUACUGAAAUCUGCCUGCCUUGACAUACUGAUGUUACGGAUUUGUACUCGCUACACACCAGAGCAGGAUACUAUGACCUUUUCAGAUGGACUGACCCUCAACAGGACACAGAUGCACAACGCUGGUUUCGGGCCUCUCACAGACCUGGUGUUUGCUUUCGCUGGACAGCUCCUGCCCCUGGAGAUGGACGACACAGAGACAGGGCUCCUGAGCGCCAUCUGCCUCAUCUGCGGAGAUCGCAUGGACCUGGAGGAACCUCAUCGGGUGGACCAGCUGCAGGAACCUCUGCUCGAGGCGUUAAAGAUCUACGCUCGGCGGAGACGCCCCAACAAACCUCACAUGUUCCCACGAAUGUUGAUGAAGGUCACUGACCUCCGAGGCAUAAGCACUAAAGGAGCAGAGCGAGCCAUCACUCUAAAGAUGGAGAUCCCGGGACCCAUGCCUCCUCUGAUCAGAGAGAUGCUGGAGAACCCUGAGGUCUUUGAGGAAAGCUCUGACUCGAAAGACACGGGUGCUUCCGCCCCCCCGCCGCCUCCCGCCAUCCAGGCCAUCAAACGUGAGAGGGAUGAGGAAUCUGCUCUGGAGGAUGAAGAGGACGAGGACGACGAGUGUGCAGAGGAGGGACGGGAACGAGCAGGGGACAGCGAGGAUGAGGAAUGGGGACUCCUGCAAGUGGACAUGGGCGGAGCUAGGAAGAGCGCGACAGGAAGAGCGCAGUGACCGGCCGCUGGAGGACAGUAUGUAUGCGGCUCUGACACGUGCAGAUGACAGCGGACAACAUUUGUAUUCCAGACACCUGAUCAGUCGACUCAAACAAAACCAUUCAGUCAAGCAAUUUCCAAUAACGACUCUAAAAAUAAGCUUCGUACGACAAAGAACAUGCACAACUUUGCACAUCUCGACUUUUCCAAAGCAGCAAAAAGAGAAAACCUUAAGACCAUGCCAACGCCGUUACUUCAGACAGCGUUUCUCUAACUGAAAAGAGAGAAAUGAAAAAGAACGCAAGGCCCGAGAAAAAUAAGCCAUUGUGCCAUAUCUGGAAGUUACUUGUUGUAUGCAUAUUUUGUACUUCAUUUGGAGAUGCUAAAUAUUUCAGGACGCAUCCCAAAGCCUUGUUCUGUAAGGGAAACAUUUUUAAUGGCUGCAUAUGGAUACAUAAUCAGGACUGAUCAAUGACAAAAGAAAAAAUGAACAGCAAACAACCACACGCAGUAAAUGACCAAAUCCAAAUAGCUUCUUUCAGUGUGUUAUUAUGUUUGUUUCUGAUGACAUGCCUCUUUACGAAACACUUCAAAUGCACAGCCCGAUACAUACAACUAAAUUUGACACUUACACCAACUUUACGUUUCGGGCAUUAGAAGAUUUAUAAAUUUUAAAGAUCGAAAUGCACCACAUUAUUACAAAUCGAACUUUUCACUCAGGGCAAAUCAAGGACCAAAGGUGAUCUACGUGUCUCAUGCGUGCACUACACAUAUAUUUAACCUUCAGCUAUUCUGUAUCAUCAAGCAAGUUAUAUUAAAAGCCUAAAUGUUAAAUAUUCUCUGGGAUUUAGAAGAGUUGUGUGAUUAGUUAUUAAAAGCAAUACCACACUAUAUUAGAUAAAAAAGAAGAAGAGCUCUAGAGCGUCAGCCGAGCAUGAGCAGUGGUGUGCACUAACUCCUUUCGGUCUCUUAAUAACGAAUUAUUAAUACAUUAAUGUCUUUGCAGAUAGCGGGAAAAAUGUUCAAAUUAUUCAGCUGUGUAAUGAAAUAGUUUCACAGGUCAGAGACCCAGCCAAAAUGGACCGUGCAUUGCUUUAAUGGAUUUUCAUCAAACUAUUUAAUAAUAAUAAUAAUAACAUUAAAACUCAAAUUUUAUAACGAUUUAAUAAGAGUGAUAAGAUGAGAGUGGUCAUUCAUAUCAUUAAAAAAACUAGUUAGAGUUAUCUAAUCCAGUAAUCUAAGUAACUGAACUGGGGUUUUUUAAACUUUGAAGUGUGUUGGACCACCAUGUAUUCAUAUUUUAUAUAAAUGUGCUAAUCGUUCGGUACAGCAGCCUUUAUGUUACCGUGAAAUGGUACUGAAUGAUUGCCAGGUACUUACUUAGUAGUUAGUCUUUACAUUUUAAUCCAGAUGUGCUCAUGAAUAACGUGAUAUAACUGUGCUAACGGUUAUUUGUAGGUUCUGGACGUUUUCGAUUAGAAAGCACCCUACCAAAUUGGUUCUAUAGUGAGUUCUGUAGUCCAUGUCAUCCUUUUAUCCGUUUCGCCCUGCUAAGGUCUGUGCACGCCACUGAUGACAACGUUAUACCUCCUCACAUGACAGAACAGUGUUACCGAAACAACUCAUACGCUCCUGACUGCUGCAUAUAUAGCAAGAUAUUUGGGACAGAGCCAUAUGGUUUAAGGUUGUAAGCUGUGCGCAUGCAUACCUGUAUACUAUUCGCUUAAAACUGUAAAGAUAUCUCUUUUCUACUUUCAUCUUUCUGCAAACCGUUUUAUUUGAACGCCUCGGGAGGACAUCUCAGACUUUUUUUAUGAAAUAUUUUCAAAUAUAAGCAAACACACCAUAGGCUACACACGUUCUUUUAUUUAUUGCUUAUUUAUCCUUGUCUUGUUCGAUUUUUGUCCUGUCUGUAGCCAGCGAUGCACGUUAUGAACUGGGUUUUUGACGCUCUCAUAAUCCUCUCUCAGCGUACCGCCAUCGUAAUGAUCAGAAAGGAUGCGUGAUUACCACGGAGUGUGCUGGAUGAAUCUGCAGUGAUCAUAAAGUCUAGCAGCUUCAUGUAAAUGCACUGAUCCGGAUACGUGACAGGGUAAAUAUGGCCUGCAGAGGCAGCAGUAAACCGUGGUACUCAGUUAGCUGAUCUUUUAGAAUAUCUAUACUUCCUUUCUCAGACCAGAGACAAAGUUGCAGUUUAUGGUUUGGCAUGUACGUGCUGUGUAUGUUAUCAGCAAGAAGACAUGUCUCUGGAAAUACGAUAACAGUCCCUAGACUCUUCCAAGUCCCUUCAGCUCUGAUAAAUGUAUAAAUGUAGCAGUCCAUGGCAAAGUGUCUUUUUUUUUUUUUUUUUUUGUGAAUUAUCAGAGCAAUUGUUUUUUUUUUUUGCUUACUCUCAUUCCCCUCCGGUCUUGUAAAUGAAACAUGAGAUAUUGGAUUCAAUUAGAGACUUUUUUUUGUAUCAUUCUUAAAUAGCGUUUAUCUUUUGUGCUUGUAUUUUGCCAUUUAUUGCAGUAGAGAUCAACUUGUUCCUUAAUGAAGUUUUUUUUUUCUUUUUUUCCUGGUGGUUUGGAAUAUGUGUGUAUUACCUGUUCGUUUGUUUGCAUUAUUUGUUGAUUAAUUGGUGUCUUCUGGGUUUUAAAACAUAGGAAAAAUGGUGGCUCGUUUAAGGGUUAGAACUGCUAAGAAAAAUGCUCAGACAAGUUUGUUUUAUUGCAUAUUUUUAAAUUUGUAUUGCUCUUUUUUGUUCGUAUCUUCUUCUUUGCGUUUUAAAAAGGAUACUUAUUUUUAUUAUUAUUUUUUUAGCAAUAUGUUUUAAAUAUAACAGCAUUUAAUGUUUGUAUUUUUUUCCCCAGCCAUGCCUCGUCACCUCCCCAUUUUUAAUUUAGCAUUUUCUUGUUUCUUGGUUACGUGCCUUGCAAAAAAAAUUUAGUAAUAAUAAUAAUUGUUUCAAAUGCCUUGCACAACUUAUGGAAAUUGUUACAAUAAUUUUACUGUACAUGCAAAGUCCUUAAGUAUUAAUGGUUUUAAAUGAUGUCCACUUAAUGUCUGGCCACAUUCUUUUUUAAAAUACUUUGUUUCGAUUUUAUAAAGAAAUUUCUGUU